Molecule: messenger RNA, 2285 nt
Organism: Gracilinanus agilis (Agile Gracile Mouse Opossum)
Lineage: Eukaryota; Metazoa; Chordata; Mammalia; Didelphimorphia; Didelphidae
Product: serine protease 33-like
Exons: 6
Coding region: 9-992 (327 amino acids)
Biological process (GO): proteolysis
Molecular function (GO): serine-type endopeptidase activity
Source: RefSeq, a predicted model, not a curated record
UAAGGGACAUGAAGCACCUGGGAACUGCCUGGCUCCUGCCACUGCUGUUACUGCUGUCACCCACGACAAAGGUUGGUGCCUUUCCUUUCCCAGAAAAAGAUCAUUGGAUAAAUUCAGGUUGUGGUCAGUCAGUCCUGAAGAAACCAGCAAAUGGACGAAUCGUUGGAGGCAAAAAAGCCUCUGAAGGAGCUUGGCCAUGGCAGGCUAGUCUGAGGCACUAUCAGGCCCACAUCUGUGGGGCCACUCUCAUUUCCCAUAGCUGGGCUCUGACAGCUGCCCACUGCUUCUCUUCCCAGACUGUCAACUUGCCCGAUUUCCAGAUAGUCCUCGGGGAACUCCGUCUCUUUUCCAACCCAAGAGAGUCCAUCUCAAGCCCUUUGAGCAAGGUGAUCCUGCACCCAGACUACUCCAGCUCAGAAGGCUCCCGGGGGGACAUCGCCCUUGUGAAGUUGGCCCGGCCUCUCAGCUUCUCCCCAUGGAUCCUGCCUGCCUGUCUCCCCGAGGCCCACAACCCCUUUCACACCAAUAUGAGCUGCUCUGUGACAGGAUGGGGAAACAUAAACGAGGGAGUCCAGCUGUCCCCACCAUAUACCCUGCAGGAAGCAACGCUGCCAUUGAUUGAUGCCAAGAAGUGUGACAAGAUCUUAAACAAUGGUCAGCACCAGGUCACCAAUGAAAUGAUCUGUGCUGGCUAUCUGGAGGGGGGUGUGGAUGCCUGUCAGGGUGACUCUGGGGGUCCCUUGGUGUGUCCCUAUCUGGACUCCUGGUUCCUGGUAGGAAUUGUAAGUUGGGGCAUUGGCUGUGCCCAACCCCAAAAACCAGGUGUCUACACCCUUGUCUCUGCCUACGGGGCCUGGAUCCAGAGUCAAGCAACAGAGAUAAACCUGGGCUUCUAUAACAUCACAGUCCGGAGUGCUGCUAACAUACAGACUCAUGGUCCCCACCUCACCAGCCUCCUUCUGGUCCUGUGGAGCUUUGCCAGCUGCUGCUGAAUUCCUCCUCACCAGCUGCUGCUUCCCCUGCUAGCCCUCCUCCCACUGUGCCCCACACAUGCCCAUAUACAUCCAAAUCUCUCCUUCUCCAAAUCCCUCUAAGUACCUUCCACUGUCAAAGGGCCUUUCCUCUGCUCCAAGUGUACCCCUAGAGACUUGGGUGUCCCUGUCCAUACAUCUCCCCCACCUAGGGUGAGAUAAAGAUAGCACUUCAGUAUCUAACUCCUCCAUCUCUCUCUAGUAAAGAUGACAGGGGAAAGAUUAACAUAAAGUCUUCUGGGCCCUAGUCAGGAACAAAUCCCACCAAUUGUCUCUCUACUUCCUACACUCCUACCAGUGGUGGAGAAGGAGAUGCAGCUGUCAUUGGAGAGCAAAGAAAAAGGGAGAGGGGGGAAGCAGCUGAAGAAGAGGAGGCAGGAAUGCAAGACCUGGGUUGUGAGCCAGAAGAUCCUGCUGAAUUCCUACUUUGCCAUGGACUCAUUGGGCAAAUCAUUUCCCCUCCCUGGUUUUCAUUUUUCUCCUCCAUAAAAUGGAAGUCCAGUAAAGUCAAAGGCCUGCCUGCCCCUCUUGAAUAUUUUAUAAGCCUGCAAGGGCAAGCUAAGACAUCCUUCAGGGAAAUGAAUGAGAAAAGUAAACAGUGAAAGCCUAAGGUACCUUAGUUCUCAUGUUCUAGGGGAGGCCUGUGCCUCUGGGGCAAGAAGACUUGUGUCUACUUCCUGCUUGUAGUGAUAGAGGCUUCCCAGAAGAGGCAGCCUGGCUUGUUUUGGAUAGGGGAGGAUGCAGGUAAAAAAUUUAGAGAAAGGAGCCACUGGAAGAAUCCUAGCCCCUCGGUGACCUUUAAGGGAAGCCUCUAUACAACGAGAGGACAAAGAAAUAAAGAAACAGAGAAAAUAGACAUGAGACCAAGGGAUUCAGAGACUGAGAAAUGAGAGAGAUCAGUUUAAGAGACAGAGGGGGAAAAAAAGUAGGAAAGAAAAAAUACAGACAAAAGACUAGGGGAAGAAGGCAGAGAUAACUAGCCAAAAGCUGAAGCAAGAGAUAGAAAAGAGCCCCAGAAAGACAAAAAGAGAAAACAGAUACAAGAAAUAGAUAGAAAGACUAAUAGAGAAAAGAGUCAGAGACUAAGAGAGACACAGAGACACGCAGAUUGAGAGGAAGAGGGAUGAGGAUAUUUUUUAAGAUCUGUAAUUCAUGGCCUGCCUCAUAUCUAGUUCUCAGCACACUGAGAAGUUCCUGUCUGUCUGACUUCAAUCCCUUCUGUUUAAUAUUAAAAAAAUUUUCCCUUUCCGUGAA